Molecule: messenger RNA, 1934 nt
Organism: Vigna radiata var. radiata (mung bean)
Lineage: Eukaryota; Viridiplantae; Streptophyta; Magnoliopsida; Fabales; Fabaceae
Product: probable disease resistance protein At1g12280
Exons: 4
Coding region: 110-1720 (536 amino acids)
Source: RefSeq, a predicted model, not a curated record
AGGAUUUCAGAGAAACCUUUUACACAAGUUAAAAGUUCUUACUUUGUGCUUUGAUAUUGAGUGUGAUGAAUUUCCGGAGUAUGGAUUUCUACAACAGUUGCCAAAUGUAAUGAAGCUUGUGGUGUGUGACAGUUCCUUCAAAGAGAUUUUCUGCGAUCAAAAACAUAACAAUAGUGAAAUUCUUUUACAAUUGAAAGAAUUACGGUUGGAGUCCCUUCAAGAGUUGGUUUCGAUUGGCUUAGAAAACUCAUGGACUGAACCCUUUGUCAGAAAUCUAGAAACCUUUGAAGUCAUUAAGUGUUCCAAUUUAAAAAACUUGGUAACAUGCAGAGUGUCUUUUUCAAAUCUGAUACGUUUAAAAGUGGAAAAUUGUGGUAGCUUGUCAUAUUUGUUCACAUCUUCGACAGCCAAAAGUUUGGCUGAACUUCAAAUAAUGGAGAUAGAAAACUGUAAAUCAAUUGAAGAAAUAGUGUCUAAAGAAGGGAAGGAAUCAGAUGAGGAUGAAAUAAUAUUUCCGAAGCUCAAUUGUUUGAAUCUUGCAUAUAUGAAAAAUCUCCGAAGGUUUUACAAAGGGAGUUUAAGUUUUCCAUUGUUGGAGGAAUUGUCAAUAGCAAAGUGCGACGACAUGGUAAGAUUAUGUGGAGGUACCCUGGAGGCAAGUAAGUUGUCUGAAGUUGAACUUGAACAGUCAAACACUACAUUGGAAACUGGUCUCAACUCUACUAUGAAGAAGGAAUUUCUGAAAAAGAUUUCAGAGCUUGAUGAACUUGAUCUGGAAAGUAGGCCAGGACUACAAGAGAUAUGGAAUGGCUCACUGCAUAUCCCCGACCUCUCUUUCAGAGAGUUGGCCAAAUUGACUGUGAAUGACUGCCAGUUUUUAUCAGAUGCAGUGCUACCCUUUCAUUUACUUCCUUCAUUACCCAAAUUGGAGAUAUUGGAAGUUGGAAACUGCAAUCAUGUCAAAGUCAUUUUCGAUGUCAAUCCUUUAACGCAAUACACUUUAAUCACUCUUCCUCUGAAGAAAUUGGUUUUAUCCAAUCUUCCAAAUGUGGAGAAUGUUUGGAAUGUAGAUCCUCGUGGAAUUCUAAGCAUGCAACAUCUAGAACAAGUGUUCGUUGAUAAAUGCAAAUGCCUUAAAAACGUGUUUCCAGAAUCAGUAGCGAAAGAUAUUGUGAAGCUUGAAGAACUAGUCGUGGAAGACUGCGAGGCAUUGAUGACAAUUGUUGCAAAUGAAUCCAAGGAGAGGGAGGAAUUAGUUGAGGAUGAGAUAAUAUUUUCGCAACUCAUUUAUUUGGAGGUGAAAAGUUGCAAUAGCCUGCAAUAUUUAUUCAGAUCUUCAACAGCAAAAUGUUUGGGUAAACUCAAAAGUAUGAAGAUUAUAGAAUGUAAAUCAGUUGAAGAGAUAAUAUCAAAGGAGGGGGAGGAAUCUGAUGAGAACGUAGAAAUAAAAUUUAAGCAGCUCCAAUAUUUGUCUCUUGAAAAAUUAGAUGAGCUAAAGUGCUUUUACGAUGGCAAUUUUACUUUAAGUUUUCCAUCCUUGAAGGAAGUCCACGUCAUGGAGUGCAGCUCCAUGAAAACUUUCAGUGCAUUCAACAAAAUAGAUAAUCCGACAAAGUGGUAUUAUUCAGAAUAUGCGAGACCCCGAAAAGAAACUGAUCUUAAUUUUGCUCUGUGCAGAACUUCUGAAGAAGAGGCACCAGAUGCUUCGACCACAUACUGAAGAUUGCGGAUAUGAUACAUCAAAUAUUAACUAAUGCCACUCCAAUUAUUAAUGUUUUUUAUGGUGUGUUUUCCUAUCAUCUUCUCUAUGCGCCUGCAGGUGAUGAAUAAUUAGAACCAGUUUUUCACAGCAUAACAUGAUGAUUACGUCUUAUUACGUUGAGUAUCUGUUGCCGACUCCAAUAUUGCAGUAAUUAAGAGGAGGUUGAAGGCAC